AUGAAAGGAAUACUUCAAUGCGAUUUCGUGUCUACUAAACACGUGCAAGAUCUGGAAAGAUAUUACCGGAGAAGGUACAGAAAGAACUACAAUCCUAUAAAAAGUAUCUCGCUUCUUUCGCCACCGUUCUGCCCUUACAACACGACGCAUUCAUCAUGGUCUGCUGAAAGCUGUCCACCAAUGGAUAAAGAAACCUUGGAAGCGACUUGUAAAUCUAAAUACAACAUAACAGUGCUAAAGCCGCUGAUAGGCAGGAUGCCUAACGAAAACGUAAAGCAGUUGCUGUCAGUUUGUGACAAUGACCGGAUAAACUGCAAGUUUCUCUUCCUGGUUCGCGAUCCGCGUGGCAUAAUUCCCUCUUCGAAGGCCUUUGGAUUUUUUAAAGACGACGACGAUUCCCUGCUCGGGACACAUGAGUGGUCUAAAAAAAUAUGCAGCGCGACAGAAAUCAAUUUAAAUUUGUUUCGAUCUAUGUCCUCAGAUGAAAAAAAGCGUUUUAUGUUGUUACGUUAUGAAGAUCUGGCAAAAGAUCCGCUUAAGACUUUGCCAAGUUUAUUGAAAUUUGCCGGGCUCCCCGACGACAAAAAUUUGAGAAAAUGGCUGGAUCUCGCUUCUCAUCGUCCUGAAACUGAGAGUGAAAGAAACGUUGCCCGCUGGCGACAGGACUCAUGGGAAGGAGCGGAAAGAUGGCGCUGGCUAGUUGAGUCUGACGUCAUCAGUGUCAUUGAAAAAUAUUGCAGUCACGUGAUGAGUGUGCUAGGCUACAAAGCCGUUGGUGGGUCGCACGAUUUACAGACAAAUCUGGCGGUUAAGUUGUUAGAGGACAGUUAUGAAGCUCUGCGGUGGUUUUGA
Messenger RNA from Porites lobata, 852 nucleotides. The record is from the annotation of a GenBank genome assembly. Lineage: Eukaryota; Metazoa; Cnidaria; Anthozoa; Scleractinia; Poritidae.